GAAACGUGUGACAUCACUGAUUUCACACACACAAGGAAAUAGGAAAUGACAAACCUCGACAUGCAGGAUGAUGGAGAGACAGACGUCAGGAGUCAGAGACGAUGAUGGACUGAAGACUGAAGAAAGAACAGGAUAUCAUCAUGUCCAGCAGAGAGAGCAGAGAUGUUGUUCGCAGUUCCUCUCGCAGGAGAAGAAAAAGCAAAUCCAUAAGCCCCCCCUUCAUGAGUGAUCUGAGGAUUGUUCUUCUGGGGAAGAGCAUGUCAGAAAACAGUGGAGUGGGAAACUUCCUGUUGGGACGAGCAGCAUUUGACAGUGAAGCUCCUCCAGAUGUUGUAGAGAGAGUCGGAGGAAGAUUGAAGGACAGACACGUGAUGGUCAUCAGCAGUCCUCAGCUGCUCCAGACAAACAUCUCAGAUCAUCAGAUCUCACAGACAGUGAGAGAGUGUGUGUAUCUCUCUGAUCCAGGACCUCAUGUGAUCGUUCUGCUCCUCAAACAUGAUCAGUGUUCAGCAGAAGAUCAGCAGUGUGUGGAGAAGGUGCUGGACUCGUUCUCUGAGCGGGUUUAUCAACACACCAUGGUGCUCACCACACAAGAGUCCACUGAAACCAAUGACAUCCUACAGAAGAUCAUUCAGAAGUGCUUCAACAGACACUUCAGUCUUCAGAGAAGCAGCUCUCCUGAUGAUCUUCUGCAGACGUUUGAGGAGAUUGUGCAAAAGAAUGAUGGACGACACCUGGAUUGUGCUGAAGAGUCACAGUAUUUCUCAAUGAAGCAACAGGACACAGAGAGACUUUCAGAGGGUGUGAAGCUGAAUCUGGUUGUGUGUGGGAGUGACGGCACAUUAAAAUCCUCCAUAUCAGAGCAGAUCCUGCAGCAGACAGACAGAAGAUCAGACGUGGAUCUUCAUGGACGUCAGAUCAGUCUGGUGGAGCUUCCAGCUCUGUUCAACACUCGUCUCUCAGAGGAGGAAGUGAUGCGUCAGACUCUCCGUUGUGUGUCUCUCUGUCAUCCUGGAGUUCAUGUUUUCCUCCUCAUUAUUCCUGAUGCUCCACUCAAUAAUGAAGACAAAGCAGAAAUGGAAGAGAUCCAGAGGAUCUUAAGCUCCAGAAUCAACAAACACAUGAUGAUCCUCAUAAUGCAGAAUUCAGAGCAUCAGACAGAAGAACUCAAUGAAGAAACACAGUCUGUCAUUGAGAGAUUUGGAGGACGACAUCAUUUCUUUGGUCCCAACACACAAGUGUCCACAUUGAUGGAGAACAUUGAGAAGAUGCUGGAAGAAAACAGAGGAGAGCUGUACUCCACAGAGACAUUUCUGGAGGCACAGAUGGAAAAACUGAUGAAAUAUGAAGAGAUAAAGAAGAAAAUCGACUCACUAGAGACACAUUUACUGUCACAAGGUUCAAGAGAAAACACAGAUGAACUGAGGAUUGUGCUGCUGGGAAAAACUGGAGUUGGGAAGAGUGCAACAGGAAACACAAUCUUAGGAAGAGACGCGUUUACAGCAGAAACAUCUCAAGAGUCAGUGACUAAAGAGAGUCAGAGAGAAUCAUCUGAAAUCAACGGCCGACGCAUUACUGUGAUCGACACUCCAGGACUGUUUGAUACUGAACUGAGUAAUGAGGAGAUCCAGAGAGAAAUCAGACACUGCAUCUCCAUGAUCCUGCCUGGACCACAUGUGUUCAUCAUUGUGCUCAAUUUAGGACAACGAUUCACUAAACAUGAGGAAACAUCAGUGAAGAUCAUCCAAGAGAUGUUUGGUGAGAAAUCCUUAAUGUUCACCAUGGUGCUCUUCACCAGAGGAGAUGAUCUGAAGAACAAAACUAUUGAACAGUGUUUGGGAAAACCUGGAUCUCCUUUGAUGAAGCUGAUUGAAGCUUGUAGAAACAGAUUCCAUGUGUUCAAUAAUAAUCAGACUGGAGACCGAACACAGGUGUCUGAUCUACUGGAGAAGAUAGACAACAUGGUGAGAGCGAACGGAGGGAGUUUCUACUCAUGUAAGAUGUUCAGAGAGAUGGAGAGAGAAAGACAAGAACAACAGAUGAAGAUCCUGAUGGACAGAGUCAGAGAAAGAGAAGAACUGAUGAAGAAACUGGAAGAAGAAAUGAACAAAGAACGAGAGACAUUUAAAAAUAAAAUAGAGCAACUGAAGAAAGAAAAAGAAAAACUGCUGAUGAAAUAUGACACGGAAAUAGACAGACUAAUGAAUAGAAUACAGAUUGAACGACAGAAUCAUGAAAAAGAGAGAAAAAGAAGAGAAGAUGAAUAUACAGAAAGAGAAGAACAAUAUAAUAUACAGAUGAGAAGAGAACGAGAGGAAUGGGAGCAACAGAAACUGGAGGAAAAGACAAGAAGAGAAGAAGAUAAGAAAAGGACAGAGAGAGAAAAACAGAUUUCUGAUGAACAGAUUCAGAGACUCAGGAGUGAAAUGGAGGGAAUAAUCGGAGAGAAAGAGAGAACAGAAAGAGAGAGACAAGAACAACUAGAGGAUCUAGAGAAGAGACUGACAGAAGAAAGAAACAUGAGAGAAGAUCCACAAAAGACUUCUGAAGAGAAACAGAAACUCCUUGAAGAACAGCAUGAAGAAGAACUGAAGAGAAGACGAGUAGAGUGGAGAGAGGAAUAUGAAGAAGAGAAAGAGAAGAUGAUGAGGAAGAUCUGCUCUGAAACUGAUAAGUCACUACAGGUCUCAGCCUGCAGGAAACUGAAGAAUGAAUACAGGAAGUGGUCCUGGAGUCUUCACAGUGCCAUGAUGGAAACUGAGAACAAACUUCACAACAAAAUAGAAAAUGAAGCUAUUCAUGAAGUUGAGGAAACUGAUCUUCAAAGAGAACUGAAGAAGACAAGUGAAGAAGUGGAGAAAUCAAUGUCUGAGUUCUUUGAGAAAGACAUUGAUAAAUAUAUACUGAUUCAGUGGAAAACAUCAUGUGAAAUCAAAAUCAAAAAGCUUCAGGAAAACAUUGUGAGAGAAACAAAGAGGAAACUAAAUGAUAUUCUUCAGCAGCGAGACCUGAAGAAAAAGAUUGAUGAUCAGAGAAUAAAUCAUGAAAACACUCUCUAUGAAAAGAGCAAAGAACUCGCCUUAAAACUCAAAGACAAAACAAAUGAUGAAGAAACACUGAAGAAAGAGUUUGAUUUGUUCUGGGAACAGAGUGUGAAGAAGAUCAUCACAGACAUUCCUCUAAUCAGAGACAUUGAUGUAAUGAGAGAUGUGAGAAAGAUCCUUAGUGACGUCUAUGAAAGUGUGUCUGUAGAUCACUGGAGGGAUAUUUUCGCUGUAUCAAGUUAUUCAGAUUAUGUGAAAUUAAAGGGAUUAAGAGGAAUUAAUGCAUAUUUAUCAAAUGCCAUAAAAUCAGUGAAAGAUCUGUCUCCAGAAGAUGAAGCUCAAAUCAGAUCAUUAGUCACAGAUGUUUCUCUGCAGACAGACAGAAUGAUUAAGUCAUAUAACAUCUCAAAGAUGGGCUACAACAUCAGCUACAUUCAGCUACUCACAGAUUACAUCAAGAGGAGAGUAACAGAACAUCAGGAAGAACAAGUGAAUUAUGUGUUCAAGAAGGAAUUCUUCAUGGAUUUGUUUCUUUCCAUCUGUAAGAGAACAAACAAGAAGAUCACUGACCAACACAGACUGUUCAGAGAAGCCAAUGAUCCUGUAAUAUAUGUUGAGAAGAAGAGAAAAGAGUACUAUAGGAUUUUCCAGAAAUAUUGUCAUGGAGCAACAUCAGCUGCUGUUUUUGGUGUGAUCAUCUGUCAGAAACUCAAAGAGCCCAUUGAGCAGAGCGUCUACAAGAAGACUGCCAGAUAUCUGACAGAUGAAAUGAGAUCAAACUGUGAAUCACUGAAUGGAAACAGAUCAAAUCUGGAAAAACACAUCCUGAAGACACUGGCAGAAGAGGAGGAUUUUGACAAAUACAUGAACUACAUUUAUAAUCCCAGAGAUCACUUCAAGAGUUUCAUCAGAGAUGAAGUCAGUCGGUACAUCUCUGAUAAGUUCAGUGUCAGUGUUUUACCCAAGAUGAAGGAGAACAUUGAACUCCUGCAGCAGAAGAUCAUGAAAGCAGCACAUGAAUCUACUGAACCUGUUCAAGAGAACAGAGAAGAUGUUGGUUUGUGGUUGAAGAGUUUCACACAGCAGAUUUCAGAUGAGCUGAUCUUCUCUGAAAAAGACCUCAGUGGAGUCAAACAUGAUGAUGUUGAUGAUUUCAGGCUCCUAGAAGAUGUGAUGAGACAAGAACUUCCUGCUAUAAUGACUGACAUCAGCAGUAGAUUCAACACAGAGUCAUUUCCAGUAAAGCUGGACUGUAAGUUCAGACCAGAUGAGCUUCUGAUUGAUCUCUUCUGUCAGUGCUGUUGGGUUCGAUGUCCGUUCUGUAAAGCCAUCUGCACCAACGAUAUAAAAAACCAUGAUGGAGAUCACAGUGUUGCUUUCCACAGAGUGACUGGAAUUAAUGGCACAUAUUACAGUUUAACAGGGAAUCUCUGUACUGAUAUGUGCACAGACUUAGUGACAAGUGGUCAGUGUUUUAAUACAUCAGAUGGAAAUUUUAAAUAUAGAGACUACAGAAGAGCAGGAGGAGUUUAUGCGAACUGGAGCAUCGAUCCUGAUCUCUCUGAACUGCCCUACUGGAAGUGGUUUGUGUGCAGAUUCCAGAAAGAUCUGGAAAAAUCCUACAGUAAAACAUUUGAGGGGAAGAAUGAGAUUCCAGAUAUUUUUUUUGAGGGGGAUGAUGACAUACCAGAUGAAUGGAGAAAAUACUCAAAACAUGAUGCUAUUGAGAGUUUGGAUCGAUACAUGUAAUGGAGCAGAUGAAGAAUGAGACUCUUGCAUCUCCUCACCUCAGAAGAUCAGAGCUUCAUCAAAUACACCAGAAGAGAGUUAAAGACAAGAUUCAGUUCCUCAUACAAAUGUCUGUCAGAUGAUCAAAACAACAUAUUUCUGAACAUAUGCCUCAUUGAUAAAGCUCAAAAUGAUUGAUGAAUUAUAAUUUAUUACUAAUCUAAGCAUCUUAAUCUCUAUCAUGAAGAUCUUUGAUAAGGACAUUAAUGACAGACUGUUGAUGAAAUAUGAUUGAAGUGUGUGUUUGUUAAAGCUCAGUGCUGGAAUCAGACGAUGGAGGAAAGUGUGAGAAAUAAACAGAUGUGUGAAUCAAAUCUCUCAGACCCGUCAAUCUGAUUCAUAUUGAUUCAUAUUCAUAUGAUUCACUCCACACAAAUACUGUCAACAUCAUGAAUUUAUUGACCUUGUCAAGUGUCCUUUCACACUUGUUUAAUAUUUACUCGCAUUAUGAGAAACUUUGAUUUGACUUUAGAAACCUGAAGAUCUCUAUAGCAGAUUUUCAUUCUCUGACAGCAUUUCAGUCUUUGAUCAAAUUCAUCACUUAAACAUUGUUAAAACCUCACUGAUAAUGUUUAUUACACAAUACUGUGAUCCAGAUGUGGAGGAUUAUAAUGACACACUUAAAGUGGAUAUGAAGCAGUCGGUCAAGUUCACAUUAUUGAGUAAAUGGAUUUCCAUUGACACAUCUGCUCCUCCUUCAGCGAUGUACAGAGAUAUCCUCAAGUUUCUCCUGUUUCUCAGUACUGGUGUGUGUUGAUGUUGUUUUCUGAGUGUACAGCAGUAGGCGCCAAAUAUCAUUAUCGAGAUUUUCAGUGACAGAAUGAAUAAAGUUUCCAGAACAAACUCA
Molecule: messenger RNA, 5679 nt
Organism: Megalobrama amblycephala (Wuchang bream)
Lineage: Eukaryota; Metazoa; Chordata; Actinopteri; Cypriniformes; Xenocyprididae
Product: trichohyalin-like
Exons: 7
Coding region: 141-4793 (1550 amino acids)
Molecular function (GO): GTP binding
Source: RefSeq, a predicted model, not a curated record